Messenger RNA from Strongylus vulgaris, 297 nucleotides. NCBI's taxonomy places the organism in Eukaryota, Metazoa, Nematoda, Chromadorea, Rhabditida, Strongylidae. The record is from the annotation of a GenBank genome assembly.
AUGCCAGAAGAAGGGAGCAUGGAAAAGGGUGAUUUGAAGCGGAACUCCGGAAUAAGAAUGAACACCGGUGGUGGACAUGGGAGUCACCCAACGAUACGACUCAUGCGGAGAUCGACCACAUUCUCACCAACCGAGGGUGGUCCUUACUGGAUGUCUCAGAGCCGAGAGCUGGAAAAGAAGAUCUGCCACCGUAUUAGGAGAAAAGCAAGACAGCAGCAGAUUGGUGGAGCUCCUGACCGUGACUGGCCCAUCGAGGUGGACCCAACGACAGACGACGACCUGCUUCUUAAGGACUGA